AGGUUGAAAGUGAUCAUAUGAGAAAGAAACUGACGGGCAGGAGAUAGAGAGAGAGAGAGAGAGAUCAUACACAGGAGGGAGAGUGGGACUGUUCUCUUUUCAUCAUGGAUUUCUCGCACGCAGCUCUGAUCCUUUGUUCCCUGUUAUGUUCAGUGGUUGGCCAAGCUCCUGUUGUCACAGUGGAGCCUCACACUACUACUGUGCGCCAAGGGGAGUCUGUAAGCUUCAGGUGCCAAGUGGGGAGGGGUACACAGCCAAAGAUAGAGUGGAAGAGAGCCAAUAAUCAAGCAUUACCAGACAAUGCUAAGACUGGUCCUAAUGGCGCUGUGCUGACUAUUGUUAAUGCCCGACCUGCAAACCAGGGACAGUACCGCUGUGUGGCGACCAGCUCUGCAGGCCGCAGCACUGCCAUGGCUGUGCUGAAUGUCAAAUAUGCUCCUAAAGUGCGGCUGGUACCAGCGGGGCCCCUGCGGGUCAGGGUCGGUGACCCAGUGUCGAUUGAGUGUCGUGCCACAGGCAGGCCACGCCCCACAUUGACAUGGAAACGCCAAGGCUCCACCCUGCAGCUGGUUACCGUGGAGACAAGUGAUGUCAACACCAUAAAGUGGCCCGCAGUGCGUCCAGAGGACUCAGGCGUGUAUGUUUGCCAAGCUGAAAACAAUGAAGGGAUGACAGAGGUCAAAGUGGCAAUUACUGUUGAAAGUGGUCCUGGUGCACCCGUGGCUUCCGUGAGUUCUGCAGAAAUGACGGUGGUGGAGGGACAGAUAGUCAUCAUGGAGUGUCAGGCCUCUGGUUCCCCGCCUCCCGUCAUCUCCUGGUCCAAGCUACGAGCACCCUUGCCAUGGAAACACACAGUGGAUGGCGGUGUUCUGACACUGACCAGUGUGGGGCGCCAAGACUCUGGUCAAUACAUCUGUAAUGCAACCAAUGUACACGGCUUCAGUGAGGCAUACACACAGAUGGAAGUGGACUCUCCUCCAUAUGCCACCUGCCUGCCUGACCAAGUGAAGCUCCAUCCUGGCGAUGCCCUGAGCCUGCAGUGCCUUGCCCACGGCUCACAUCCUAUUCAGUUCCAGUGGAGUCGGGUGGGCAGAGUGAACCUGCCUGCAGGAUCAGAGGCUACCAAGGAUGGAAAACUUCUCAUCCCCCGCGUGAAAUUGGCUGACAGUGGAACAUACAAAUGUGUUGCCACCAACUACAUUGGCUCCAGUGAGGCCCAGGCUAAAGUCAUCAUAAAAGCUUAAGCCAACACUGCCACACUGUUUCUCAUUGAUGCAGUGCUAACAAUUCCUGCAAGCCUGGAUUGUUGCCAUCAAGAUGGUCAAAUGGAUAGCAACAAAGCAACAUAGAGGAUUAUACUUAAUAGAUUCCUAUAUUUCAACGUAUAAAUGUGAAAGAAAUCACUGCCUUUGAAACUUCGGAAGUUAUUGUGCAUAUGGGGUUAAUUUUGUACUUUUAUAGAAAAUUGACAUGUCAUGUCUUUGGAAAGCUUUUCUCUGGAAUCCUAAAAUGAAAUGAUGGCCUACAGUAUGUGUGGGGGUUGUUUCUUCUGCUGGAAUACCUCAGCACCCUGUUCUUCCUCCCUUCACGUCAACUGCUAAGUCUACAAUGUUUCACUUUCAACAGUGAAAGGAUGGCAAAAUCCUGGUCGCACAUAAAAGCCUUUGUUAUGACCUUAAAUACCAAUACAAUAAAGACCAAAUUUAAAAAAAAAAGUUAAUAGUUUUAGUAAUUUCAAUAAAAAAUGAUGUCUUGAAAACAUUUAAUAAAAUGGUUGUCUGAAAACUAUCCAAAUUAGGGACUAUAUAAAAAUUAUUUGGGGAGAAACGGUUUCUUUUGGCCACAGGAAAGGUAGUCUGACUUUUCUUUAAGAGCAGACAAUAACCUUUAUUUUUUUCUUACUCUAGAUUUAUUUUUUAUUCCGGCCUUCCCUUCUGUUGAUAUAAUCUUAAUCUUUACAUAAAUAGUUACAUAUAAAUAGAUAUCUUUCAUGUGGGCCAUGGUUCAUACAGAUGAGCUUUACUUUAGCCUAUAAGGACAGCAGUCCUGUGUCUAUCAGCGUUUUAUUUUUCCCAUCACCAUCAAUUACAAGCUAAUAUAAAGUUGCUAACCCCAAUGAUAAGGAACACAAAAUACACCUGGAUCUGUUUAGUUAUUAGUGACUGAAUAUAUCCUUCCAAACAGCAUGCCAUUUUUGGAAUUUCUUAUAUCACUUCUAAGGUGUGCUACUAUGAAAAUGAUUCCAGUUAAGUGCCUUGAUUACUUAGUGCUUCAAUGAGUCCAACCAAUGUCAUUGGCCCUAAAGCUAUUUGGAAGGCUAAUUGUGUUAGAACCCUGUAGACAGACGGGGCAAAACUGCUAGCUUGCAGGGCAGAGCAGUUCCAUUGUAUUUGAUCUCUUGGUUGAGUGUGGUUUAAACUCAGCAAAAAGAAAACUCAAUUAUUAAUAUUCAAAUAUCUCAACAGAAAUUGGGUAUGACAAUUAAUCUAAAUCAAAAGGGGGCUUGUUUUGUUGUCUGUUGAGAGGGUGACCGUUAUCGUUGGGAUAACACUUCUAACAGUAACACUGUUAUAUAUAUUUUUUUAGAUAUUGUGGGGAAGUACUGCACUUUUUCCAGGAGAUGGUCCAAAGAAAAUUACAGGGACAGUCAGUGCCCCCUUCCCCCCUAAGUAAUUUCUAUACAGUCCCUUAAUGUUUACAUUUUGAUUUUGCCAUGCAACUGCCUUUGAAUCUGACACAAUAUAUAUGGCUGAUGUCAAAUCUAAACAUUACUUCACAACCUUUCUUUAACCACAUGGUGGCAAUGUGUCACUUCAAGGCACAAACAUUGCCCUCCAGUCAAAGACGAUCAGUCUUAGCCUUCAUUCCCUUAACAACUGAAGAGACAGAUGCAGUGCACAGUCAAAGUAUUGUUUUCCAAAUGACUACAAGUCAUCUGUAAGUUUAAAAAAAAAGAGUAGGGUUGGGCUGAUGAGGUCAGCUCAGUGAGUAAAUAUGGACUGUAAACUCCUCUUGAACAGCCAAAGUUCAGUUUGAUCAGGCAGAUGUCUUGCAAAAUAAUACACCAGCCAUGCUGUUGCACAAAAUUUAUAGCAGGUCUGCCUAAGUGAAGUAUUUGCUUGCCAUUUAGGGUUGGUGGCAGCAGCAGCAAGUUGGAAAGAGAGCUACCAUUUCCAGUGCUUGCUGCCAGAGCAAAGCCUGUAUCUGCUGUAUGUGAGUGUGGCCUCCCUCAUAAACCGCCAAACCUCCACAGAGAAACAAGCUUUACCCUUUCCACUUUUCUUCCUUCCAUCUUUACAAGCAUCUUCAAAGCUGGGGAGGAAACAUCUGCCCUCUGUCACCUCACUCCACCCCCUCACUUCACAGACAGACCGAGGGAGGGAGAGGCAACAUGGAGAAACUAAAUAAAUGCGCAACAAAUCAUAGCAGAGUAUCUAUAUUCUACAUUAUUAAUUUAGAAUGAAAGUCAUUGAGGUUAAAAAAAGGCAUCAGUGGCAGACAGGAAACAAACUAAUUCUUUAAGUCCGAGUCUCUCAGUGUAUGUCUUUGUUUACAUAUCAACUAGACAUGGACAUAUGCCCUCUAAUGGAGUCUGAUAUAAACACUAAGGCUCACAAGAGACUUCCCAGAAAAAGGAUGUUCUCGCACACACACACACACACACACACACACACACACACACACACACACACACACACACACACACACACACACACACACACACACACACACACACACACACACACAAUUUACAUUAGUUUAUAUUACAGUAGAAGUACAUAGCAGUGCUACAUUUAUGCUGGACCACACAUUGCUUAUGUUAGCCUUAAGAGAAGAAGAAAAUACAAAAAACAAGUAAUCAGUCUUGUGGAUGUAUUGGCACGCAAGGAGGGAAACUUUCCCAAAAUCAAAAUAUUCCUUUUUCUUAACACAACAUAUAUCAGUAAACAAUUAAAAAGUCAUACUGUUGAUAGAUAAAAUGCAGUAAUAAUGUGGGGAAAACCAGAUCAUAAAGGAAGGAACCAAUCAUGUGAGAGUUUCCUCACACAGGAAGUGAUAGGUGGAAGGGGGGCGCCCGUCAAUUCUGUUGCUAUGGUUUCCACCUGGUGAACUUGGAUACACUGUGGUAGGCUGACCGUUUGUAGAAACAACAGUUUUGUCUGGACAUAGGAAGGCAGGCUGAUAGGGCGAUAGGGAAUGGAGUUCCUGUAUUGUGUUGACUGUAAAGCUGAAUACCAGAGUGCAUAAUGUCACACCCUGCAUUAAAUCUUAUCUAUCAUUGUGUCAAUGUCAAAAUGUUUCUGUUCAUAACUGGUGCAACAGGAAGCCAUAACAAAUCAUCUCAUAUAAAUCAGCUGAAAUGUUGUCAUGUACAAAAAGAGGAGUGAGUCAGUAAUCCCUCUGUGAAAAUAGAGUUUAACUGCUGACAGGAAGGGCUAUGCCCUGGACUAAACGGGUCACUGGGGAAGGAAAUAUAGGCUAAAUAACAUUCCAUUAAAUUGUUAUUUUUUUCCUGCCUUCUCUCAGAUGUGAAUAAAUAAUAAAGAUAGGUAUAUAUGUAUUCAUCAUCAUCAAUCAUGUAUACAAUGACUAUGCCAAUAUUCCAUAAUGUGGGGUUUGGGCCCCUCAGAGGCAUUGGAGGGGUCACAAGAUAAUUAAAGAGAUAAGAAAAAAAUAUAUACUUCUGUUACACAAAAUUGUUCCUUGUUAAAGCUGCAUAAAUAAAUAUGUUAUAUUAUCAA
This is a messenger RNA of Scomber scombrus (Atlantic mackerel), 4742 nucleotides long. RefSeq names its product basement membrane-specific heparan sulfate proteoglycan core protein-like. The record is from RefSeq and is a predicted model, not a curated record. Bases 105 to 1244 code for a protein of 379 amino acids. The transcript is spliced from 8 exons. Gene Ontology annotation, biological process: axon guidance; dendrite self-avoidance; homophilic cell-cell adhesion. Gene Ontology annotation, molecular function: cell-cell adhesion mediator activity. Gene Ontology annotation, cellular component: plasma membrane; axon. NCBI's taxonomy places the organism in Eukaryota, Metazoa, Chordata, Actinopteri, Scombriformes, Scombridae.